Aegilops tauschii subsp. strangulata is the source of this 390-nucleotide messenger RNA. RefSeq lists its product as uncharacterized. The record is from RefSeq and is a predicted model, not a curated record. NCBI's taxonomy places the organism in Eukaryota, Viridiplantae, Streptophyta, Magnoliopsida, Poales, Poaceae.
AUGGCCAAGGCUGACGCAUCCGACGCCGGUUCCUUUUCCGGUGCCAUGUUCACCUCCGAUCGCCUCAACGAGAUUCACAUCAAGGACCACGUACCUGUCAUCCUCGACCUCGACUCGCCGUCCUACAAUGCAUGGCGCACGUACUUCGCGCUGCUGUUCCGCUCUUACCGUCUCAUCGAGCAUGUUGACGGGAGCGUUGACAUCCGCGACAUGAAGGACGACGACGAGUGGCUCGCUGUGAGCGCCUGCAUCGUCAAGUGGCUCUUCCUCACCAUCUCCGGCAGCCUCUUCAACAUGGUGAACGCCCGCGAUCCGUCCGCGUAUGCUAUGUGGACGCGCCUGUGUGAUCUCUUCCUCGACAAUCAACCGCAGCGCCGCGUCUUUCUUUAA